Messenger RNA from Theileria equi strain WA, 1653 nucleotides. RefSeq names its product signal peptide containing protein. NCBI's taxonomy places the organism in Eukaryota, Apicomplexa, Aconoidasida, Piroplasmida, Theileriidae. The transcript has a single exon. The record is from RefSeq and is a predicted model, not a curated record. The coding region runs from base 1 to 1653 and encodes 550 amino acids.
AUGAAUGUUCUAGCAGUACUGUGGACAGUGUAUUUACUAGGUCUCUGCAACUGUAGAGAACCAAGUAGUCUCCGUAAAGAGGUUGUAGAUCUCGUCUUUGACCUCUCUUUUCCAGACUCUUCCUUGGUUAGGUACUAUGAAAGUACUGCAGAUGGAGUAGUCUACCAAUCAUUCUUCCCCAAGGGACAACUAUUCAGCAAGGUAGUGGAUGGUGGAGCUACUCUCUGGGAGGCUAAAGGAGAAGAGAGAUGCGAUGUACUAUUCUCGAAUGUUGGUGAUAGAACAAGAGCCGUUCUCCAUGUAUGGGCCAAUGGUAUAGACUCCAAGAUGAUGCAUUAUGAGAAACUAGACGGAGAAUGGAAGCUUGAAACUGUAAGAGUUAAAGGUCGCCCAGUGUCAGAGAAGCCUGCAGAAUCUAAUGAUGAGCUUAACUUUUCUAGUCUCGGGUGUCCAUUGGGAGGAUCCUCAGGUUCAGAGGUUGAAGAUGAAGAGUCUACCAAAUCUGAACCUUCACUAGGAGACACUGAUAAGGCGCCUAAAGAUGCUCAACCUGAGGAAGUAUCUAAAGAAUUUCCUGAAGAAGACUCUGGAUAUGUAGAAUCCUCUGUUGUUGUUCCUCCUAAACAUGCUGACGAAGAACCUAAAACUAGUGAUAUAGAAGUUGUUAAUAAUACUGAUAAACCUGAUGCUUUACCAGAGUCUAUAGUAGAAGAUGAUGUAAAGGAUUCUGAACCAGUUGAGGAUGAAGCCUCAACAGAAGCCCCUCAGGAUGUUAGUGCUAAUGAUGGAGAACCCACUACUACUACUCCCGUAACUCUAGACCUCGCCACUCCAGAUAAGUCAAAGCUGGAUGUGCAUACAGAGACUGAAUCCGGAGUACCUCUCAAGACAUAUUCUCCAAAGGAUGGUUAUAUUACCUCAGUUGUAGAGAACGGAGCCCCUAUUUGGACUUUCUCUGAAAAUGAAAAGUGCCUAUUUGUAGCGUCUUACGCCAAGGAUGGAGUAACAAUUAUUCGCCUAGGGACUUCAGAUGAAAGUAGUGGUACUAAAUCUAAGCAUUUUGAGAAAGUUAAUGGAACAUGGAGUGGAAUUGACAUAAACGCCUUUGAUAAAAAGAUUGAAGAGAUGAUGGGAGAAUCUUCAGGACCAGAAGAACCUUUAAAUCCUCUCUUUGCCAAGCUAGAUACCUCCCUAUUUAAUGUAGAAGAUUCUGUUGAAGAUGCUGUCAAAGUCCUCAAGCUCGAAGCUAAGGCAGGUGUUACUGCUAACAAGCUCACUUAUGGAGAAGAUAAAGUUUGGGAAGAUAAAAAGAAAACAUGUUCCUCAGCAUUGCUCUACAUGGAUGGAGAGAAGGCUAUUCUCGCAAUUGUUGAUGUCCAGGAUACUAAGAAUGGUAAUAAGAAGGUCUAUCAGUACCUCGAUGGUAGUAAAUGGAAGAACCACAAGGAGGGUAAACAUAAGAGUAAGCUAGAAGCUCUAAAGAAAAAAUGCGAGUCCAAACCCGAAAAAACUCAAGAAACCCCUCAGUCAACUGGACGAGCUGACGGUUCCGCUCCUAGCGGACAUUCUGGAAAUAAGAAGAAUAAAGGUUCUCAAUCAACCAAACAAACAAAUUACCUACCCCGUACGUACCGGAUUGUUAUAUGUGCGUGA